Molecule: messenger RNA, 4459 nt
Organism: Musca domestica (house fly)
Lineage: Eukaryota; Metazoa; Arthropoda; Insecta; Diptera; Muscidae
Product: large proline-rich protein bag6-B
Exons: 13
Coding region: 436-3882 (1148 amino acids)
Cellular component (GO): BAT3 complex
Molecular function (GO): misfolded protein binding; polyubiquitin modification-dependent protein binding
Source: RefSeq, a predicted model, not a curated record
GACUUCGUCCUUUAGUAGAACCUACGAGAAGUAGUAGUGUCGCGGAAAAACAAACAAAUAUUGGUUACUGUGGCGAAAUAUUUUUAAAAAAAUUAUUCUUCUAAACAACAGAGCAACUAAGGACACAAAUUAAAUCAAAAUAAAAUCGGUAAAUUGAGCAAAUUGUGUUAAGGAAAACGUCACAUUUAUCCACAGAUGUUACCAGGCAAUGUGAGCGAAUGAAAGCGUAGUAAAUGUACAAACGGGACAGUGCUAUAGUUGCGAAUUUGCCAUCAGCUGUCAAAUGCUAAACGUCAUUCUUUUCGGUUUUCGGUGUGUGUUUGGCUGAUUUUCGUCGUUUGUGUUGAUUGACAGUGACAAACCAAAAUUUUUUGGAAAUACAAAUACAACAGUUGAAAUUUUGACAAUACUAAAGGAAAGGAAAACUGGAAGAAAAUGCUUAUAAAUCUAAAAGUGAAAACUUUGGAUUCCCAGACCCAUGAAUUCAGCAUUGACAAUGAGAUCACAGUGCGUGAAUUCAAGGAUAAAGUGGCAGAGAAGACAAAUAUUGCUGCCGAUCAGCAGCGUAUUAUAUAUUGUGGUCGUGUUAUGGUCGACGACAAACAAUUGAAGGAAUAUGACGUUGAUGGUAAAGUAGUACAUGUAGCUGAGAGACCUCCUCCGUCUCAACGACUGGCUACCUCCGAUUCAUCUGGCUCCAAUACUACAAGCACGACAAAUGAACGUCGAACCCGUGGCAGAACUGGUGCUGGUGGUAUGCGCAAUUCGCCUUUGUUCCGGGCCUUGGAUGGAAUGGUAGUCGGUACUAUGGCUUUCCCAGUAAAUGCAAAUGGCAAUGGACAAACUCCUGUAAAUCCAUUGGCUGUAUCAUCGUCGUUCUGCAUGAAUCGUAUUACUGUGGCCCGUCACAUGCUUGACUGUGCAAAUAAUAUCGCCGCCUAUUUGGAAGAUCCAUCCAGGGGCUUAAACAAUCAAUCUCUUGAUAUAUUGGCACGUGGCCGUUGGACUAUGGAAUCAACUGUGGUCGAAGUAGGUAUAACAUCGGAUAUACCACAGAGUCAACAGAUUGUGGAAAUGGUACAGGGGGCUGUGCAAGCUGCUUUGCGUCGCAGUGGGAAUACAAAUCUAACACUGGUACAAUUGCCCACCGUGUUUAACGCUGGCGAAAGUGAUACUAAUAAUGCUACAGGCACAGCCGCCACUAAUGCAACCAGCACAGAUACCACAGAACAAACAACACCUGCUGCAUCAGUGGUCAUUGAGGAUAUCGAUGAAGAUGACGAUGAUGAUACCCCAACGAAUGAGCAAAAUAAUACUUCUACCACCACUCAGACCGCCACAGCAGAUGCCAACAACUCUGCUGCCAAUGAAGAGAAUGCAGCCUCAGGCAGCGCCGAUGGUUCAGAUGACAAUAAUGGUGAUACGUCUCGACGCCGUACAGGAACAAGGGUGCUUGCAAACGUAAUUGAACAAAUGCGUCAAGUUCAGGCUAGACUGAAUCCAUUUGUAGAUCAAUACUAUGAAUUGUUGCAGAGUGACCAGACGUUUGAGGAAAGUGACACAACUGGUCGUGAAAAUGCUCAACGUUUAUUUGAUCGCGUUUCUGAAGCAUUCCACUAUUUAUCACAUGCUCAGCAUGCAAUUUCUGAUUUAAUGUUGGAUGUUUCCCAAGCUGCGCCCAGAUAUUUAACAUGUCGUCCCAUAUUAGUAGAACAAAGUGGUUAUGUUAGUUCUAACAAUUUCAUUACACCCGCUAUGUUUCCAGCUGCAUUGCGCCAAAAUCAACAAGCUACUCGUAGUACUACAGCAACUAAUAACACAGCGACUUCGUCGACACCUAAUACUACGGGUGCAUCGAAUACAACAGCUUCGUCAGCAUCAACUUCCAAUACUUCGUCUGCUACUGGGGCAGAAUCAAAUAAUGCUACAGUCGAUGAUCCAGUUGAUGAUCCUGUCAUCUGGCCAACACCCAUUAAUUUGGGUGCUUCAACAAAUGAUAAUAAUGCAAACAAUGCGAAUAAUGCUGCUGGUCGUGCACCAGCUCAAGGUGGUACUCUAGAAAUUGUUUUACAACCUACACGAGCCUAUUAUUUAGAACGCAAUUUCCAACGUCAAGUAGCACGCUUGCUGCAAAAUGUAGUUAGUGCAGCUCCAUUCGAUACAGAAUUUCAUGUUCACAUUAAUAGUCCAAAUGUUGUAUCAAUUGAUGUUCCCAUUGGCGGAACUAAUGCCAGUGCUCCUGCUCCAACUGCUUCUGGUGCAACCACAGAAAAUGCCGCACCAACAACAACAUCGACAGCCAGCAAUGAUAAUGCCACAGCAACAACAGCAAACUCAACAUCGUCCACAACAGGAAAUAAUGCUAAUCCUGCUCGUGUAACCACGGCUACAUUACCAACAACUUCAACACAAACGCGUUCGACAUCGCGUCCCCAAGUACACAUUGGCAAUAUACCCGUAUUGGGUAUGCCACCUGCUUGGAAUGGUCGAGUCCUGCCAGCAAAUAAUGUUUCGUCAUUUGACCGUUUCUUGCCAUGCAACAGUCAUCAUGUACGAGACCAUCAAGCUAAUGCUAAUAACGAAAAUACUGGCAGAAAUCCUAAUCAAAAUAACGCAAAUACAUCUGGAUCGGUCGGCGCUAAUCGCAAUAGAGCAAAUAUUAUUACACGUCGCCGUAAUAUGUCUGAAAUGAUACAACGUGCACGUCGUGCCAUUGCAGCUCGUACAGUUGGCUCAACAAUCACAGAUCCGCUAGCAGCACGAGCAAACUCCAGUAGUGCAUCUUCAUCUUCAGGCAACAGUCUACUGUAUCAGCUACGUAAUCGUAAUAAUGGAGCUUCCUCUAGCGAAGCCCGCAGGCUAAAUAUACAUAGCCAGUUGAUGACAUUUAUUGAGAAUCAAAUGUUUAAAGGCGAACCUAUAAAUGAAGAAAACAUGACUCCAGCCAUCAAUCGUGCUGUCCAAUGGUUUGGUGAAUCUCUUCUGUAUUUACCGCAAUAUGAAAAGCCCGAAUACGAUUCAAGGGAUUCACUCUUCAAUAUUCUACGAGCAACUUUGCCAAUUGUAAUUAAUCUAAUGAACAAGAAUCCAGUGAAUUUAGUCGAUUUCGAGCAAAAACUUCGAAAGAUAUGUGAGGAAUUUCGAAAACGCUUGUACAGUGUCCUGAUCGUGUGUAUUGGACGUGCUAAUGCAGACAUCUAUUGGGGUCAACUGAUGCGCUUACUAUGUGUUUCUAUACAAACAAAUUUCGAUGGGGAAGUUGUGGAAUUUUUAACUCUUUAUUUGAGUCCUAAUAUACCAAGUAGUUCCGAUGAAAAUGAUGCCCAACAAUUUAUUGUACAUCGAAGUUCAGCCAACAACAGUAGUAAUAGUGUACCCUUGCCAAUGGAUACCGAUGACGAAAUGGCCGAUGUGGCUGGUACUUCUCAGACUGAAGUUGAUGAUGAACCCCUACCAGCAGUUGUAGCAGGCUCAGCUCCAUGGCAUCGUAAUUUCCCCAAUGAUUGGUUGCCCAUUAUAACGCGUGAUAUACAAAGACAAGCAGAGAACACGCAAAAUCAACCACCCUAUUCAGAUGCUUACAUAUCAGGCAUGUCAUCGAAACGAAGAAAAUUGAUCCAGCAUACAAAACCUCCCACAGAAAUUAGAGCCUUAAUAGCCGACAGUGUUGGAAAAGCUAUACAGAAUGCCGGAGUUGGGUCAUCAACUUCAGCCAAUCAAUCACAGACGCCCGAUGACAUUUCACUAGCAAUUGCUAACGACUCAGCUGUACAGUCCAUCUGCACUGAAGCCAUUCGUACACAAGUGCGUGAGCGACUCAAGAAGGAUCCCGACUUUGAACCCGAAAAAUAUCCCAAAUCUGCAAAAUUUAUACAAAAAUAAUAAACUAAAAACAUCACCUCCUUUUAUUAAAACCAUGCAUCCCCGACAUAGUGUAAUCACAUAAUAAUAUCUUUAAAACACACAUACACACACAUAAAUUGAGCAUAAAUGGAUAUAUAUAUAUCGAUAGGUUCAUAAGCUAUUUGUGUAAAGAAUAUUAACCAUUGCAUUGGCUUUAAACUUUCAAAUUCAAAGUGUGAUCUUUACAAAAGAAAUAAAGAGUUUUAACUAAAGGAAAGCUUGGCAAUUGUAAUGGUUUCACUUACAUAUGUAUUUUAAAUUGUUUUCUUUUUUUCAUACUUAGGGGCUAAUUUGUAUGUAAUUGAUUGAUAUGAAAAAAAAUUAAUGGAAAUUAUUGCGUCUUUUCUUUGAUAACAGAAAUGUUGAUUUAAUUAAAACAUUCACCAUAUUUUUUUGUUUAAGUUAGUUUAUUUAAUUAUGAAUUUGUUUAAUUUUGAAUUGUGUAAUUUCGUUUUGUGCAAGUGAUGAAAAACACCCAACACAUAUAUACGAAUUGAUAUUUAACUACAUAAAAAAGGAAAAAUGUUUUUAAACAAUAUGGAAACAAAAAGAAAAA